UCACUCACUCCACCCAAAGCCCAAGAAAAUCAAGCCUUCUUCUCUCACAAUUUCCUUUGAGUGUUGAUAGACGAAGUUGAAGCACGCUUUUUGCACUCUCUCUGCAUUUGGGCACUCUGUUUUUUCCCUUUUCCAGUUUAUCCCAUUUGUUUUGUAUUGCAAAUUUCUUCUGUCAAAUCAAUAAUGGCGACAUUCCGGUUACUGUAUUGGAUCUUCUUCAUUGGGUUUCUGUUCAAAAUCGGUUCUUGCGCCGACCCCUUUGCUAACUUCGAAUUGGAUUUCUCUUACAUCACUGCUUCUCCAUUAGGUGUCCCUCAACAGGUAAUAGCUGUCAAUGGGAAAUUCCCAGGCCCUGUGAUCAACGUUACAACGAAUUACAAUGUGGUGGUAAAUGUUAAGAACAAGUUAGAUGAGAAUCUCCUAGUCACAUGGUCCGGGAUCCAGAUGCGCCGUGCUUCAUGGCAGGACGGGGUUCUUGGCACAAAUUGCCCCAUCCCGCCGAAGUGGAACUGGACCUACCAGUUCCAGGUGAAGGAUCAGAUUGGUAGCUUCUUUUACUUCCCAUCACUUAACAUGCAGAGGGCGUCUGGUGGAUUCGGCUCUUUGGUUAUCAUGAACCGCAAUAUCAUUCCUAUUCCUUUCAACACCCCUGAUGGUGAUAUAGUUAUCAUGAUUGGUGAUUGGUACACACAAAACCACACGGCUCUAAGGAAAGCCCUUGACAGUGGAAAAGAAUUAGGAAUGCCUGAUGGAGUUUUGAUCAAUGGAAAAGGACCAUACAGAUACAAUACAUCUCUUGUUCCUGAUGGAAUCGUGCACGAGACUAUUAAUGUUGAUCCUGGUAAAACGUAUCGUAUUAGGGUCCACAAUGUUGGGGUGUCAACUAGCCUGAAUUUUCGUAUUCAGAACCAUAAUCUGCUUCUGGCAGAAACCGAGGGUUAUUACACGACUCAGCAGAACUACACCAGUUUGGAUAUCCACGUUGGGCAGUCUUACUCUUUCCUCGUUACCAUGGAUCAGAAUGCAAGCAGCGAUUACUAUAUUGUUGCCAGUGCAAGAUUUGUGAAUGAGUCACUCUGGCAGAGAGUUACCGGUGUCGCUGUUUUGCAUUAUUCAAACUCGAAAGGAAAGGCUUCUGGUCCACUCCCAGACUCUCCGAAUGACUUUUAUGACAAAUCAUAUUCACUCAACCAGGCGCUGUCCAUCAGGCAAAACGUGAGUGCUAGUGGAGCUCGUCCUAACCCACAGGGUUCUUUUCGCUAUGGUUCAAUCAAUGUUACCGAUGUGUAUAUUCUCAAGAGUUUUCCACCAGUAACAAUUAAUGGGAAGCUACGAGCAACAUACAACGGGAUAUCAUUUGUCAACCCUGACACCCCGAUACGCCUCGCUGAUGUGUACAAGGUGAAAGGCGACUAUAAGCUAGAUUUCCCCAGCAAACCACUGGAUAGGCCCGCAAUUGUGGACAGAUCUCUCAUCAACGCUACAUACAAGGGAUUCAUAGAAAUCAUACUCCAGAAUAACGACACAGUUGUACAGACAUUUCACGUGGAUGGAUAUUCAUUCUUUGUCGUUGGGAUGGGCUAUGGUGAUUGGACGGAAAACAACAGGGGCUCGUACAACAGAUGGGAUGCGAUAUCUCGCUCCACUGUCCAGGUUUUCGCUGGAGGAUGGACUGCUGUCUAUGUGUCGCUCGACAAUGUUGGUGCAUGGAACCUUAGGACUGACAACCUCGAUAGGUGGUAUCUUGGGCAAGAGACCUACAUGAGAAUCAUCAACCCCGAAGAUUCCAGCAACAAAACAGAACUGCCUGUCCCCGACAACGCUCUCUUCUGUGGUGCCCUCAGCCAUAUGCAAAAGCCUCAGAAAGCUUCCUCAGCAACAGCACUGCACAUACGCUUGCUCUAUAUGAUGCUAGUGAUCGUUCCGACACUUAUUUUCCUUUCGCACUAAACUUUUGCUGACGAUGAAAUAUAUGAUCAACCAACAUUUAUCAAAUUUGGAAAAGGGCUGGGGAGAAAUGAUUCGAUCCUCUUAUCUUGAUUUCUCAAACCAACGAGACGGCGUGGUGUGUCAAAAUGUUGUUGGAGUUAUGGACAUGAUUGUUUUUUUGUUCAUUGAUCAUGUAAGAUUAUUAGUACUCUUCUCAAUUUGUCCAAAGCAUUAGUCCUCAUUAAUUCUAGGUGAUUUUUACAUUGUUGAAGAUGUACCAUUCUUAUGCUCCCUCCCUGCAAAUCUAAUUUUGUUUCUUUGAAAAUUUCUUUA
This is a messenger RNA of Salvia hispanica, 2262 nucleotides long. RefSeq names its product monocopper oxidase-like protein SKU5. The record is from RefSeq and is a predicted model, not a curated record. Gene Ontology annotation, molecular function: oxidoreductase activity; copper ion binding. Gene Ontology annotation, cellular component: plasma membrane. NCBI's taxonomy places the organism in Eukaryota, Viridiplantae, Streptophyta, Magnoliopsida, Lamiales, Lamiaceae.